AUGCAUCGGUGGACGAAUGUGCUCGUGUUCACAGUGCUCUGCGCACUGCACGGCGCUCUUGCCGAGAGCGAACUAAGUUUGUCAUUUCUUUUUGCAGAUAACACUGUAAAAAUGCUGUCAGUAUCUACUUCAGCAAACUGAUUCAGAAUCGUUUUGUAAUUUUUCAAGCUUUCCACGAGACAAACCACUUUUCAGAAACCUCUAUAAAUCAUUUUCAGAAAAAAAAAUUACCCAGUCCUAAAUUUUUUGCGACACCAGUAUUUUUUGAUAGAAAAUUCGAGUUUUGAUGAAAAAACAUUGAAAUUUUAUCUGCGAUUAUGUAGAUUUCAAUGAUACGAAGUUCACUUCCAAGCUCAAUCUAAAGCUCCAUCGUCGUAUCCAACUUUUUCAAACAAUCUUUAGUCGUUUCGCUUUUUCAACCGACUUCAGUUUGACGUCGCAGUCAAGGAAGGAAAAAAGCGAAACUAAAAAUAUCAUAGCCUCUAUGGGCCGAGAGUCAGAAAAUGGUUAGAAUCCGGGGGCGCUCCACCCAAAAGCUGAAUGAAUUGUUAGUUUUUAUUUUUUUUCGGACCUCAAGGGACUUCCCGCCGCCUUUUGAAAUGACGCGGCUAUGUGCUUCUCUGACAAGUAAUAUAAAAAAUUACAUAACCCGUCUUUUUCAAAAAAAGGCGGGAAGCGAAGCUUUCGCCUAGUUGGAACAAGCGAUAGCAUUAGAACUAGAAAGAGCUUUUUUUCUUAACUAGAAAAAGCUUUUUCUGGUUCAACCUGGAGAGAAAAAAACGUCUCAAACGAUUGCAAAUACAUUCCGAUGCUUCUUUUGAUAUAAAAAAUCUAACGACUUCUCUGAAACAAUCCAAUUUAAAGUUUCAAAUUAGUUUCAUUUCUUUCAGUUUACGAGAUAAUAGAAGAACGCGACCCAGUAGACGGCAACGGUAAUCCAAGCCUCAUGCCUGGCCUCGUCUUUGAGAAACGAGGUAAGAACUAUGGAUGCUUGAAACCCUGAGGUCUGUCAACAAAACUAAAUAGGAUCCUUCCAAAAAGUCUUCUCUGAAAACAAGAGCUGGACAUAGACGAGUUACUUCCUGAGCAAGGCUAUAAAUCAAAUUUGCCGACAAUAAAAGCGGAAACAGAAAAAGAGCUCAUCCAAAAAUCUUUUUCCACUCACAAGAUCGACUACGCGGGAGAGAUAUGAAACUACUUCAUCUGAACUUUCAGACUUUGACGGCUCGAUGCCAGGAGUUCUUCGGUUUGGCAAGCGCCGCUUGUGGGACGAAGACCGCAAAAGCGCCGUCCAGAAGAAGGAAGUUCCUGGAGUUCUUCGUUUCGGAAAACGAUCGACCUUUCUGAACGAGAAGAAAAGUAUGCCAGGUAAACGUUCGUCUUUCAUGGGAAACCUGGAAAAUAAGACCUAAAGAAAGUAAUCCGAUUGCAAAUAGAUGCUUUCAGUCUACGAUAAACAAAUUUAGGAGUUCUCCGCUUCGGGAAAAGAGGUCUGAGCGAGAAACGCGAGAUCCCAGGAGUUCUGAGGUUCGGAAAACGUGCGGACCUGGAAGACUACCUGCAGAAGCGCAACGACAUGCCCGGUAAACGAUUUGAGGCCACCCUUUAAGAAGUUCAGCUUCAGGAGUCCUCCGCUUUGGCAAACGAGACGUCCCUGGAGUUUUGAGGUAAUUUGAGGGAAAAAUGAAGCGUUGACAUUUUUGAGGAUAUAUUUUUUGAGUUACAAGUUCAAGCAGGAAAGACAGCUUGUAGAUUCGGAAAGCGAUCGGAGGUCGUCUUCGACGAUGACACGGGAAACCUUCUUCUCAAGAAAAGCGUGCCUGGUGUGCUGCGCUUUGGCCGUAAAUAGUUUCUGAAAAGGUCAGAACGUCGAAAAACAUUUAACCUUUCUCUUAUUUUCAGUUUUGAAAACCUCUUACCAGAGCUUCAUGCCAUUCCCUAUCUUUGCGAGGAAAGUUCAACUUGGUUUCACCUUUGCUAUCCAUGGAAACUGUACCUUUUGCAGUACUUGUCGCCGUGCACUCUACAAUAA
Messenger RNA from Caenorhabditis auriculariae, 2032 nucleotides. NCBI's taxonomy places the organism in Eukaryota, Metazoa, Nematoda, Chromadorea, Rhabditida, Rhabditidae. The record is from the annotation of a GenBank genome assembly.